UAUCUCAGCGCCGAUCGCUGUGAAAUAUUCCUCGGCAGCAGCACAGGACCUCCAUCGUGGUGGGAUGCACGGCUUGAGGAGGAGCGUGUCGUGCGUCGGAGGUUUUGACAGCGACGCUCACGGCCUCGACCCCCCCUCCACCCCAACACAUUGCAGUGACAACGGCGUUGGCGCGGCAAAGUUAUGUGUUGGUGGUCGAGGCAGAGUGAAAUACGAGUCGUGUGCGCUGACGGGAGGGGCCGCGACCCCACCACUGCUCCUGUGACGACACCGUGAGAGCGAGAGAGCGAGCACGAGAGAGAGAACGAGAGAGCGAGAGAGAGAGAACACGAGAGAGAGAGAGAGAACGUGAGAGAGCGAGAGCAUAGCAGCCGUUCAGCUGCUGCUCACGAAAGCGUUUUUCCCCCCACCCCACCCCGUGCCUUGCUGUGCGAUCGAACGGAAUACACCAGCCUCUGCGCUGCACGGUGCCAUCGGAAGAUGUUACUUUGGAGCCGCUGAGACGACGCCGGCGUCGUUAAUUGACGUCGCUCCUUGGGAGGAGGAGGAGCGAGGAAGAGGAGGAGGAGGAGUGGAGGCUGUCGAGCAUGAACCGGCUGCUGGCGCUGAUGAGGCAGGUGCGGCGCACGCUGCGCAGGAGGAGACCCAGCCGAUACCGGCCGGAGGAGGAGUACUGCGAGGGUUACGAGGACGUCUACAGCUACCGGGACGAUGGGCCCUACGCACGUGCGAGCGGGCUGGCACGCGUGGAUGGCACGGUUGCGCUCAGACGCCACAGCAUCCCAGAGGAGCUGCGGGGCAGCACCACGGUGGAGCUCAUGAAGAAGGAGGGCAGCACGCUGGGGCUCACGGUGACGGGCGGCACGGACAAGGAGGGGCGGCCCCGCGUCUCCAACCUCCGGCCAGGAGGCAUCGCGGCACGGAGCGACCAGCUUAACGUGGGGGACUGCAUACGCACGGUGAACGGCAUCAACCUGACGCGGCUGAGGCACGACGAGAUCAUCAGCCUCCUGAAGAACGUGGGCGAGCGCGUUGUGCUCGAGGUGGAGUACGAGCUGCCCCCGCUCGCGCCUGACAGCACUGCUGGAGUGAUUGCGAAGACCAUCGAGAUAACGCUGUACAAGGAAGGCAACAGCUUUGGCUUCGUCAUCAGAGGUGGCGCCCAUGAGCAGAGGCACAAGUCGAGACCCAUCCUGGUGACGUGCGUAAGACCGGGCGGUCCUGCCGACCGGGAAGGCACGCUGAAGGCGGGCGACCGGCUUCUGAACGUGGACGGCAUGAGCCUUCACGGCGUGUCGCACGCCGAGGCGCUGGCGAUCCUGCGCGAGUGCGGCCAGGAGGCCACGCUGCAGAUCGAGUACGACGUCUCCAUCAUGGACUCCGUGACCAAUGCCUCUGGGCCGCUGCUGGUGGAGGUGGCCAAGACACCGGGCAGCAGCCUGGGAGUGUCUCUGAGCAGCCCCGGGCACCUGCACAAGCCGACCAUCAUCAUCGACAAGAUCCGCCCAGCCAGUGUGGCCGAAAGGUGCGGGGCCCUGCACGCGGGCGACCAGAUCCUGUCCAUCGACGGCACGGGCAUGGAGCACUGCUCGCUGCUGGAGGCCACCCAGCUGCUGGCGAGCGCCACGGACAACGUGCGCCUCGAGAUCCUGCCCAUCCGGCAGACGCGCCUCGCACUCAAGGGGCCCGAGCAAGUGAAGGUGCAAAAGAGUGAGAGGCACCUUUCUUGGGACCCACGGGCCUCCCACUUCCACACCUACCACCCAGGUGACGGCCGAGUGAGGGACCGCCUUCCUCCUCCUCCUCCUCCCCCGUCCCACCAACUGCACUCCAUGGCGAUGGUGUCGGCCACGUUCUCUCCGACCUCCAUGAGCGCUCACAGCAUCAGCUCGCUCCACCCGAGCAGCCUGGGCCGCGCCACGCUGCCCCUGGGCUCGCGCAGUGCCUCCGUGCGUCGCCGCGCUCGCAAGAAGGACUUCAAGAGCUCGCUGUCUCUGGCGUCGAGCAGCCUGGGCCCCGGCGGGCAGGUGGUGCACGCGGAGGUGAUGGAGGUGGUGCUGUACGGGGACGGCCUGGGCAGCCUCGGCGUUCAGCUGCAGGGCGGCGUCUUCAGCACCGAGGUGCUCAACCUGCCCCCCGUUGUCAGCUUCAUCGAGCCCGACAGCCCCGCCGAGCGAUGCGGAGUGCUGCAGGUGGGAGACCGGCUGCUGGCUGUGGGCGGCGUCCCCACGGAGGAGGCCACGUUGGACGAGGUGCACCAGCUGCUACGUGAGGCCGCGGCUGGCGGCCGCACGCGCCUGCAGAUGGAGUUCGACGUCGCGGAGUCCAUCGUUCCCAGCAGCGGCACGUUCCACGUCAAAUUGCCCAAGAGGAGAGGCGUGGAGCUGGGAAUCACCAUCAGCUCGCCGGCUUACCGCAAGGCGGGCGAUCCACUCGUCAUAUCCGACGUCAAGAAAGGCAGCGUUGCGCAUCGGACGGGGACUCUGGAGCCGGGCGAUCAGCUGCUGGCGAUCGACGGCGUCCGUCUCGACCACUGCUCCAUGGAAGACGCGGCUCACAUCCUGCGGCAGGGCGACGAGCUCGUGAGACUCAAGAUCCGCAAGGACGACGACAACUCAGACGAGCUGGAGGGCACGGGCGCCAUCAGCUACACGGUGGAGCUGAAGCGCUACGGAGGGCCGCUCGGCAUCACCAUCUCCGGCACCGAGGAGCCCUUCGACCCCAUCAUCAUCUCGGGCCUCACCUCCGGCGGCCUUGCCGAACGGACCGGAGCCAUCCACAUCGGAGACCAGAUCCUGGCGAUCAACGCCGUCGGCCUCAAGGGGAAGCCGCUGAGCGAGGCCAUCCGCCUCCUGCAGACGGCGGGCGAGACCGUCACGCUGCGCAUACGCAAGCUCGCCGAGCGCCCCUACCGCGCGCUGACGGGCGGCGCGGGCGCCCUGGCCGAGGGCAGCGACGGGGAGGAGGAGGAAGAGGAGGACGAGGAGGAGGAGCUGGACAGCGUACGACGCGCUGCCAAGAUGGCCGAGCUGCUGAGCGCUGUGCCGAGCCUGGACAGCGCCACUGGCUCGUGGGACGGCUCGGGCACGGACAGUGGAUACGGCACGCAAGGGAACGGAGUUGGCUCCGCUCGGGGGCUGCCGCAGCAUUCGGCGACGUGGAGAGACGCGAGGGACACACGGGACGCGAGGGACGGGAAGGAAAACCGGGGACUUCAGUCCCCUGGCGGCAGCGGUGGCAGCGCGCGACCCCGGGGCUGUGAGAGGGCGCUCGGCGAUGAUGAGUGGGAGCGGCACACGUCCGGAUUGACCGGCAGCUGCGAGCGCUUGGACGGCGAGCGGGAGGACGCGUACUGGUCGCAAGCCCUGGAGGACCUGCAGACGUGCGGCCAGGCGGGGCUGCUGCGUGAGCUCGAGGACAAAGUGGGAAGCCUUUUGAACCGGCAGGCUCUGGCUUUCAUGGCCAGCAUCAUGUCGGGCAUGUCUCCACUCUACGCGAAACCAGACGACGAUGACGAACCCUCGCCCGACGAGCCAGAGGCUCCGCGGCCGCGAGCGCGCACGGCCUGGCGCGACGGCAACGGCCACGGCGCUCGGCCACGAAAGGACGCGCACGCGGGAGGCCUCACCUCCUGGGAGCUCAAGGAGUUCCAGCGCCAACUGAAGGACAUCAUGGCGCCAACACCCGUGGAAAUACACAAGGUGGUGCUGCACAAGGAGGAGGGUGAAGACUUUGGCUUCUCCGUGUCGGACGGGCUGGUGGAGCGGGGCGUAUUCAUCAACGCCGUGCGGCCCGGCGGCCCUGCUGAUUGCAGUGGCCUCCUGAGGACCUACGAUCGCGUACUGCAGGUGAACGACAUUCACACGCGGGACUUUGACUGCUGCCUGCUGGUGCCGCUCAUCGCCGAGUGUGGCGACACGCUCGAGGUGGUCGUCAGCCGAAACCCACUGCUGUCUCGCCCUCCCCAGCAGCCGGCCCUCCCGGCCCUCCCGGCCCUGCCGGCGCCGCCCAGCCCGCCGAGCCGCGUGCGCCCCGAGCAGCGGUCGCUGGAGUGGAGCGCGAAGGAAGGCGCCACGGGCGGUGGCGACCGCCGCCGCCGCUGGGAGGAGAAGGCGGGGCCCAUGAACUUGUGAGCCGUCGGGGGAGGAGGGCCGAGCGGCGAGCGGCGAGCGACGUAGCCAGGGGGGCGUGCAGGUGGUGCGACCCGCGGCACGGGGAGGGGGGCGGGCUAGGGUUGCCAUCUCUGAGGUACAAGAAAAAACCGGGAUGUAUCCUUGAAAGAAGAAAAUAUCUCAUAAUUCUGGAAUAAAAUGCAUUGGGCUGACCGCUGUAUGAUUACGAUCUGCAAAAAAAUUUAACUUUUGAAUCUGGCCUAAAAAAGCCAGAUUUGCCCUAGACAGCUGCCUCAAAAGGAGGAGGAUCCUGGGAAAACCAGGACAGGUGAUAACCCGGACCGAGGUCCACAGGACGCGGAGGGGACCUGGGCGCUGGGCUGCGACUAGGAGCGAAAUUGGACGUGAGCCCCCAUUUAAUUCAUUCUUCCGGGGCCCAUGCCAACCACUGAUGAAGGCCCCUUGCUAACUGGCCCACCAAGUACCGUUUGUUUAUGACUCGAUGAGAAACUUGCGAGGAGACACCAGUGGUUCUGCGCCACCCCAUCAGAGCCAUAAUUUAAUGUCUUGCCCAUCCCGAUUUGGAGAGACACAGCUGAGCUUUGCUGACCCCUUGACUGAUGAGAUUUCACGAGGCCAAUUGUCGUUGCUGUUGGGAUGGAUGCAAAAAAAAAGCCAGUGAUGAUGUGUUGGCCUUUGUGCACAUUUUGUUCUCUGACAAAACGGAGCCUGCAGAGAAUGGGUACAAAUUAUAUUAACAUGGAAUUCCUUAAUUUUAGUGAUGGCAAUAUGCAAUAAUGACCAUAUACAGACACCAUGUAAACGGGUAGCCGUGCUAAUUAUUUUUAAGGGUGUCUGGUUGCACUGUUGUCCAUGGUGCAGGUUAGACAUUGAUGAGGCCUCUCACACCUCUGUAAGCAUAACAGCAGUUGGCUUUGGCAAGGUCAAUGCCUGGUGUUUACUAUGGAACAGCACAUUACAGAACCUCAAUACCCGCAACUCUUUCAUCCUCUCUCCAGGAGUAAAAAUAAAUUCGGCAAGGUUAACUUUUAGCGAUGUACAUCAUGCCCUGAUUUAUCAUUGAAUUUAGCAAGCUUCAGACAGAUUUAUUUCAUUGAUUUGAGAUCAAUAACUCAAGACUCAUUAAGACUUUACUGUAUAAAAAUAUUUCGAGUACGGUAUUACUAUUUAAUGAUUUGUUUAGAUGAUAUUACAACUCAAGCACAAGCAGGACAUCAGUGUUAAACCUUAAUAGUUAGUGUAUACCCAUUAAUGUGUUGCUGUUAAUGUGCAUAACAUAUAUUUUGGAGGGGGAAUGUGUAUUUGUUAAACUUAAAAAAAAAUUACACUGCUUAGGCACUCAUUUUUUUUCUUUCCACCGUGGUCAGUUAACACAGACACGCAUGUUGUCAGUAAAUGCUGUCGACCCACGCAUUUCUGGGUGCGAGAGCCACACAAACACAAGCCGCCAACGUCGUGGUGGCUUGUUGUUUUAUUUAAUGUGCUCGAUUUACACUCGGCACAAUAAUAACUUAGCGAGGGAGGUGGGAGGGGGGAUAUGAACCCACUACCCAGAUGCCGCUGGGUUAAUUUUCUACUUUCCUAUUACUAUAGGCCACUUUCCUUCAUUAAAAGGAUUGGAUAUUCUACAUAAAAACAAAAAAACAUGUGUAUGUUUGUUUACAUUGUUAAGUACUCUAUCAUAAUUAAUUUUGAUAUAAUCAUAGCUUCCAAAUAUCAUGCUCGUCAUAUUUUUUGUAAGCCGUUAUACCCUCGAACAAUUUUGAUGAUGUGUUUUUGCGUUACGUUUCUGAGCAGAGAUGUCAUAUCUAAAAAAGAUAGGAACGGUUUUGAAGUUGUUUUUCGUGCCACUAAAUGUUAUAUGUGCCUUUUUUUAUAAACACACUUUGAUGUGUAUCAAACCCACUGCUGUACAGUAACAUUAGCAGUAUAAAAUUAUAACUGUGCAUAAGUAUAUUCGUAGCAUUUUAAUUGUAAGGUCAUUUAGGAAGGGGUUUUGGGGAAGGGGGGGUGUGGGAGGGGCAUACAAGCUGAAUCUAUUUAAUAUAUUUCUUUACAAACAAAAAUAUGUAUAAAGCAUAGUUUACUUAGCCAGUGAAACCACAUAUAUGUUUGGUGCUGAUGUUCAAUUACCGGAACACAACAAAGAGUCAUUAUUUUGUAAAAAUGUGUUUCAUUUUCCACGGAUGUUCAUGCUGUGGAAAUAAAACGUCUUUUGGGUGCAGCGGGAGAGAUGUGAUCACCUUGGGGGGGAAGAACUUGGCUUGGGGAGACGUCCGGCCACGUGUCACUCAAAAAAAACGAAACUAUUUUUUAUGUUACCAGUGUAAGACCCACCGAGCUACAUAGCUCUUUUUCAGAAGUGACCUGGCCACAAAUAAUACCUCAACGAAGUGGCUUAUCACGUGGACAUUUUUGGCAGCCAAAUACUCUAAAUGCGUGACGUUGAUUUUUAAAUAUGGAGGGCAAAACUGGAGAAAAUCCACGCGAUCGCUGAUUGAAAGACACGCAAACUCCAAAUAUCCAAGCGUCAGGGUAGGGAUCGAACCCACGUCCACGGCAAGGUAGUUAACAUCUCGUCACGUUUUCCUCGCCGUAUAAGCCUCACAUGCUCCUGCUUGUCCAACUUCUCAAAAACCUCAUAUCCAGUCACCACCGCACUCACAUCCCAGGCAUUCGUUUCUGCAUUCUUUUAUUCAAUCGUGGAGUCAAUAUUUCCGCGAGAUAAUUAAACCCCACUAUGCAUUUUGAACAGAUUCCUUUCAUUAACGUCACUUUUAUUUACCCAUGAAAGUCCCACUAAAUCUCAAGACUUUUUUUAGGAGAGUUCCAGCAUCAAGAUAUUUGACCAAUUGCAUUAAUCAGCUUGUGGGAGGAAACUGGAACUCCCAGAUAAAUGUGUUGGCAUAUAAGAUGAAGCACUCAAAGCUCCACAAACAGGAAUUUAAUCUACUUUUUCUGAACGACCAUAUCCUGGGCCACCUCGCAGCAGGUGGGAUUGUUGGGGGGGUUUCGACAUCUUUGUGUGAUCCACAAACCUUCGCUUCCAGAGUGAGUGCCGGAUCAGGCGUGCAGCACUUUCACCCAGCUCUUAGUGGCUUGCAGUUUUGGGUUAGGAGUUAGGUUCAGUGCUUGGUUCGUGUGCUCUCUACCCUCAAACUGCUUGACACAUCUUCCUUAUUGGAGGGUAUACCACCUGAUCAUUCAUUUUAGACUGCUUAUCAUUUAUCCAGAGGUUUUUUUUGGACGGUUUGAUCGCGUCAAUAUAGAUGUGUCGUUAAACCCACCACCACCCGACAACCAAUUGGUAAGGUUUGUCACGUAAACGAAACAUGCCAAUUCAUUACUGUGUUGGAGAUUGAAGCCACAACAGUUUACUAUUCGAUUGGGUUCACUCUCCAACACCGGUGUGCUAAACCAGUAGCGGAUUGACAUUUUUGCUUACGUGAUAAACCUUACCAAUUGUGUCGGUGGUGGCUGGCUUAACGACGCAUGUAUAUUUACGCGAUCUAACCAAAAAACAACCUCCGUUAUGGAUAUUAGUCGCGAAAGCCUACUUAUGUGUUAAACUGGGCUCGAUAGCUCUCUUUCAGAAGCUACCUGGCCACAACGAUAGCUCAACGAAGUGGCUUAAUCAUGUGGAAAUAAUGUCUGUUGCUUCAAGUGCUUUUGACCCACACCAGGGCUCAGCGAUACCACCCCAAUCCCACCUCGUGUUGACGCUGCAGGCAACUUACUCGCGAGCGUGCCGUGUCUUCAUGAAGACGUGAAGCCGGUGGUCACGUUUCAACGUACACACACAAACACAAUGCAGAGUGGAGCUGUUUCAAGAACUGCCGGUGGUACGACACUAGCAGUUUAGUUUUUUUUCCCUCCGCAAUGUACUUAUCAACUGACUCGAGGUGAUGGAAAGCCACCUUAUGUAAGCAGGUGCAAGAAGAAUAUGAAGCUUCCGUGUCCUGGCGCAAAAAGACGUGUUGUCAAUAAGAGCGAGAGUUGAAGUUUCCCGUGUUGGCACCACGAUGAAUAUUGCAUGCCAGAAACACGUGUUUAUUGGUGCGUGGCCGUCGGUCCUGGUGAAUUAAUUUCAGCACAAACGCGCAGGCUCUGACGGCUCUUGUGAAUCUCACUGACAAUCCUGCUUUGUCAAUAUUUGGAAGGAAAAAAAUGUGAUGUUGACGAUAGGCAGUGAUGGGAUGAACACGCGUGUAAUAUACCAUGGAUUUUGCCUGUAAAUUGUAUGCAUUUUACGGUUAUUUCAAUGAUUUCUUUCGUUAUUAUUUGCCUUAAAAUAUCUUGUCACCAUGUAAAAGCUUCGACUUAUAAAUAUUUAUCCGGAUGUUUGACCGAGACGUGAGCGUAUUUUUAUAUAAAACUUUAACUUCUCCGACAACGUUGCAUAUGCUUCACUGAUUGGAGGCAAGUUUGUCCACGAGUUUAUGAAUGUACGAUGCCCAGGCGCAGAAUUCCACACGCGAAGAUUCGGCGUUUGAGGAUUCCGGUGGUCACGGUCAGAUAUUUUUGUGAUCAAUGUUCUGAGCAUGUAACCGAGACGCCACACUUUUGUUAAGUCUCGACCUUGUGUUUACAUGCCGUGACUUCAGAAACGUCUUAUAAUAAACUUUCUGAAAUUA
Lethenteron reissneri (Far Eastern brook lamprey) is the source of this 8767-nucleotide messenger RNA. Its product is annotated as glutamate receptor-interacting protein 2-like. Gene Ontology annotation, biological process: neurotransmitter receptor transport, endosome to postsynaptic membrane. NCBI's taxonomy places the organism in Eukaryota, Metazoa, Chordata, Hyperoartia, Petromyzontiformes, Petromyzontidae. The record is from RefSeq and is a predicted model, not a curated record. Gene Ontology annotation, molecular function: protein binding.